Messenger RNA from Terrapene triunguis (Three-toed box turtle), 762 nucleotides. Its product is annotated as mast cell protease 3-like. Gene Ontology annotation, cellular component: cytoplasm; intracellular membrane-bounded organelle. The transcript is spliced from 5 exons. The record is from RefSeq and is a predicted model, not a curated record. Gene Ontology annotation, biological process: proteolysis. Gene Ontology annotation, molecular function: serine-type endopeptidase activity. Lineage: Eukaryota; Metazoa; Chordata; Testudines; Emydidae. Bases 1 to 762 code for a protein of 253 amino acids.
AUGCUGCUGCUGCUGCUGUUCCCCAUGGCCUUUUUCUUGCCCCCUGGGGCUCAGGCUGGGGAGAUCAUUGGGGGACAGGAAGCCCGGCCUCACUCCAGACCCUACAUGGCCUUUGUGAAAAUAGAGAGAGAAGGAAAAGGAGGAAGCAUGUGUGGAGGGUUCCUGAUCCAGGACGACGUGGUGGUGACAGCAGCUCAUUGUAACUGCAACCUGGGUAACAUCUCUGUGUUGCUGGGGGCCCACAACUUUGCAAUAGAUGAACUGGGGAGGCAGAAGAUUUGGGUACGUCGCCGAAUCCCCCACCCUGAAUUCAAUGACGAGACAUUUGAAAAUGACAUCAUGCUGCUGCAGCUGAGGAAUAAGGCCAAGAUGACCCAGACUGUGGGCACCAUCUCCCUGUCCCAGGAGACGGUGAAGAAGGGGACAGUGUGCAGCGUGGCUGGCUGGGGCCAGACCAGUAUGAAAACAAAUGCCCAGCCCUCCCCAACCCUGCAAGAGGUGGAACUGAUGGUCAUGGGGAAAUGUAUGUGUCUGUCUCGGCCCUAUCUGCACUAUGUCCCGUCCAGAAUGCUGUGCGUGGGGGACCCCCAGGAGAGGAAGGCACCAUUCCUGGGUGACUCCGGGGGCCCCCUUGUCUGUGAUGGGAAGGCUACUGGCAUUGUCUCCCAUGGCACUGGUGACGGGUCAACUCCCAGUGUGUUUACCAAGCUCUCCAAAUACGUAUGCUGGAUCAAGAAAACUCUGCGCAAGCUGAAGCCUUAG